UUCCAUUCUCAUUUAGUCAUUUUCUAUUAUGGUGGUGUCUCAUUGACUACUAUCUUUAUCAGCAAAGAACUCAUUAACUAAAUUUAGUCUCAUCUUGUUAGAUUUUCAGACGAUUAGGUGCAGGUCCUUGCUGGGAGUCAUUUUGUCAAAACUUAUAUAUGCAACGAUUUUUCCUAUUGCUUCUUCUAAAAUGAUAUGGUGGAGUGAACCAACUACUAACUGAAAUUUUAAACUUAGGAUAAAUGCUUCAACCAAUUUGCUUAAGGUUAAUUUUGUUUAAUUUAUCCAUUUGGUUUCUUUCUUGAUUUGUCCUAGUAUGAUGUUAAGCCAAUCAUGCUUUAAUGGUUGUGAUUUUCAAGCUCACUUCUGCAUCUAUGUACUUCUGCAAUUGUUUUCUUUAGCUUCUCCUUUGAUGUUUUUGAAAGAUCACCACAGAAACGGGAAAAAGAAACUCACCAUGUCACUGAGUGGUAUGGCAUUGGUUGCCAUAACCAGUCCACUUGGUUGCAUAUUUGCUCUUAGACACUCUGGCACUUGUCAUGGUGCUACUGCAGAAGGGAUAUCAUGACGCAAGCUGCUUUUUCUUGGAGAUGCUAUUCAACAGAGGUUGUCUGGUUAAAGUUUCUCUUACUUUGAACCUACAGAAAAUUUAUAUAUGUUGGAGAAAGAAAUCUACAGAUUGAAAUCAAUUUUUUUAAAUAUAAUUAGAAAAUCUACCCGUUGGAUUUAUUGACUGACGGUUUCACCAUGGAAAUCGGCACUACUAGUAUAGCUACCGCGUCCUUUUAUUGGAUUACCAUUAGCCUGAUGUCUCCUUUCCAUGAAGCAAUAUCUUCUUAGGCCAACAGGCCCAACACACACUCUAUUUCCCCUAACAGGAGAUGCUUUGAACAUUUUGUUUUGAUAUUUAAAUAGGCUAAACUCCAUAGCAUCAUGUAUAUUAAUUUUUUUAUGGCCAAUACCUUCAAGAA
Molecule: messenger RNA, 971 nt
Organism: Rubroshorea leprosula
Lineage: Eukaryota; Viridiplantae; Streptophyta; Magnoliopsida; Malvales; Dipterocarpaceae
Source: the annotation of a GenBank genome assembly